Myzus persicae (green peach aphid) is the source of this 714-nucleotide messenger RNA. RefSeq names its product ribonuclease P protein subunit rpr2-like. Lineage: Eukaryota; Metazoa; Arthropoda; Insecta; Hemiptera; Aphididae. The transcript has 2 exons. Gene Ontology annotation, biological process: tRNA processing. The record is from RefSeq and is a predicted model, not a curated record. Bases 310 to 693 code for a protein of 127 amino acids. Gene Ontology annotation, cellular component: nucleolar ribonuclease P complex.
CAAUAUUUAUGAAUACCUAUUCUUUAAAUUGUGAGUACAAAUAGUACCUAUACUACAAUACAUUUUUAAAAAUAAUUUAAAAAUUGUUGAAAACCUUUUGUUGGCUACACUGACCAUUACAUGAUAACCUUUUAAAAAACAGUCUUAUCACAGAAUUUUAUUGCCAUUUGCGAGUAACAACAAUCAUAUUUGAUAGUGUUUGAAACAAAAUGUUGCUGAUGUAAACAAAAAUAAUAAAAUAGAUCAGUGAAAUACUGAAAUAUGAGCAUUGAGGAAAGGUUAUAAAUAACUGUAAAAUAUUGUACUAAUAUGACAAAAACUGAGAAGAAAAAACAAGAAUUCAAUAUGGAGAUAAACCAAAAUCGGAUUAAUUACUUAUAUCAAUUAAGUACAGCUCUGGCUGAACAAUGUCCUGGCUUGUCAUCAACAUACAACUCUAUAAUGAAAGGUUUAUCUCAAAAAAGUUUACUAAAAAUCGAUCCAGAAAUUAAAAGAAAUAUUUGUAAAGGUUGUGAUACUAUGCUAAUACCAGGAAAAACUGUAACAUGUCGUACAAUAAAAAAGUCUAAAGGCGCAAUUAAAUGGUCAUGUAAUUUUUGUGGAAAGUCAAAAACUUUUAGAAAAAAUAACAAUAAUUGUAUGUGGUCAGAAAAUUCUGAUUUUUUGUUACAAACUAUUAUUUACGAUGAAUAAAUAAAAUGUUUUACCUGUUAA